Parastagonospora nodorum SN15 is the source of this 894-nucleotide messenger RNA. RefSeq lists its product as hypothetical. The transcript has a single exon. Lineage: Eukaryota; Fungi; Ascomycota; Dothideomycetes; Pleosporales; Phaeosphaeriaceae. The coding region runs from base 1 to 894 and encodes 297 amino acids. The record is from RefSeq and is a predicted model, not a curated record.
AUGGCCCCCACCAUCAUCAGCCUGCCGAAAGAGCUGCUCGGGCUUGUCUUCGAGGAGCUCUGGCUGGCCACACCAGAUGCAGGUACCAACCUGCUCCCGCUCGUGAACCACUCCUUGGAUUUGUUCGCGGAAGCCAAGCACCGCGCGCCCCUAUGGGGACCGACGAACGAGAUCUCUCCCCCUGCCUACGGGCUCCCUAUUUGGCUCCUGACCAGUAAGAUGGUGAUGGAAGAAGGCGUUGCGGCGUUCAACCGCAUCGGCCGAAUAUACAUGAGCACGCCUCAGCUAUUCUUCGGCUGCGACGAGGACGACAAGGAGUACGAUGAGGCAGCGAGGCGAACUUCCUGGUACAAUCCAGACGCCUUUCCCUCCCUCCAAUCACCAGACAAGUGGCGCCGUUUGUUCCUCUUCUUCGAAUGGCCGCAACACUAUUUCGACCCCGCGCAGCGCCGUCCCUUGGUCGACUGGGACUUGAAGGACGUAGAGUACUGCCGAGACCUCUUUGCGCAUAUCGGCAAGAGCGAGGUGUUGAGGGAACUUGAGUUCCGCUUCACCGCAAGCAUGUACGAGGUCGACAGUGUUUACACUGUUGACCUCAAGCCGCUUGCGGCUCUUGUCGGUGGUUUCGCUACCCACCUGGACCGCCUCGACGUCUUUCUGGAGAUCAAGAGGGAUUGCGUCGUGGAGGAGGAGGAGCAGGAUGAUGAGGAGGUCCUCGCCUUAGAGGAAGUGCGGGAUGAGGUGGAAGCCCUCAUCUUGCAGGAGGUGCGCAAGUUGAGCGAGCGUGCGUUGGUGGAGAUGAGUUGUGAUGCCGUAGAGGGGAUCGAGGGGAUGAGGCUUUGGGAGGGCGACUUCUCCAAGUUUCGUGGAUGGAGGCUGCUGUGGACGCGUUAG